This is a messenger RNA of Aspergillus sclerotioniger CBS 115572, 928 nucleotides long. Its product is annotated as MutT/nudix family protein. Gene Ontology annotation, cellular component: cytosol; nucleus. The coding region runs from base 84 to 707 and encodes 207 amino acids. Gene Ontology annotation, biological process: ribose phosphate metabolic process; nucleoside phosphate metabolic process. NCBI's taxonomy places the organism in Eukaryota, Fungi, Ascomycota, Eurotiomycetes, Eurotiales, Aspergillaceae. The record is from RefSeq and is a predicted model, not a curated record. The transcript has 4 exons. Gene Ontology annotation, molecular function: ADP-ribose diphosphatase activity.
UCUAGAUUGCAUAGAUUGAUUGCUUCUUCAUAUAACAUUGUUGUUGUUUUUCUUUUGCUUCUCUUGAGCACGAAUAACAGACGAUGUCGGAUCCGAAAUACGCCCAGUCGAAAUUGCUUUCUACGGGGCCUUUGGACCCCCAAGAAGCCGUAUGGACCAGAUUGGUCAUGACGACGUAUACUGAUCCAAAUGGGGUGGAAAGGACGUGGGAGUCUGCAGAGCGCAAGACACGGCCCCCAAACUGUGAGAUUGAUGGUGUGGGAAUUGUAACGAUCCUUAAUAAGGAAAGUGGACCGGAGCUCCUCCUACAAAAGCAGUACCGCCCGCCGAUUGACAAGGUGGUCAUCGAGGUCCCGGCCGGGCUGAUUGAUCCCAAUGAGACCGUGGAGGAGUGCGCUGUGCGCGAGCUCAAGGAGGAAACGGGCUACGUAGGUGUGGCGGAGGAGACCAGCAGUGUCAUGUACAACGACCCUGGAUUCUGUAACACCAACCUCAACAUGGUGCAUGUCCGAGUGGAUAUGUCCUUACCCGAGAACCAGAACCCGAAGCCCGAGCUCGAAGACAACGAGUUCAUCGAGUGCUUCACUGUGCCUUUGUCUUCAUUGUUUGAGGAAAUGAAGAAACUCGAGAAAGAGGGAUACGCCAUCGAUGCUCGUGUGGGCACAAUAGCGGAGGGAAUCCAACUCGCGAAGAGAUUCAAGCUUUGAGCUGUAUGUAGAUGAUCCAGCAUUAGCGUUGUCUUGCACAAUGGAUGUGGGCUCCCAUUUUGUCUUCUGAAGGCCUCACUGUACCGUCGAUAGAUUGCCAAAUGCGAUAUAUUUAGAUCAGUGUCGAUGUCAGAUGUUCUGUUAUCAGAGUCACACAAAUUCGGAGCAUGGAGACCCGCCUAUAGCUUCCCCUCCUCCUUGAGCCCUCUAUACAACGCCCA